Messenger RNA from Didymodactylos carnosus, 999 nucleotides. The record is from the annotation of a GenBank genome assembly. NCBI's taxonomy places the organism in Eukaryota, Metazoa, Rotifera, Eurotatoria, Philodinida, Philodinidae.
AUGUCGACGAGAUUCCAGUGGUUGUGGAAGUCAAACCCAAAUCCCUGGUCUGUCAUAAACGAGUCUGAUGAAUGGAAAGAAUAUUCUGAUAUUGACACUGAAAUUAUUGAAGGAGCCCUUCAACAGAACUUGGAACAAGUUGAAUUAGAUCAGUACAUUAUUGAUUUAAAACAUCUGUUACAAAUAAAUAAACUCGAUAAUCACAAACAACGCCCAAUAAAACGAGUGUCGAUCGCUGUUGAGAAACACCAAUGUCUGAGACAAGAGCGAUUUUGUCUGCCACCUUCUCUACUUGAACAAUCAUCACCACCAAAAUCCUUUGAGGAUCAAGGCAGAUGGAUAUCUCCGAAAUUUGUGGAAGAAUGGACUAAGCGCAAUCCCCGUAUUACACUAGCAGCGCGCGUUGAACAAGCCAUUCAAGGUUUGUUGGUUGAAGGUGAGAAGUUACAAAAACUAUGUGAAGCGAAACAUAUUGUUAAAGAACUAAUGAAUGUAAAAGAUAAACAAUGGGAUGUAAUAUCAAAAUGUUGUGUUAAAAUCUACACCCGAGAAUCCUUUGUUUACAAGUUAUUAAACAGGACAUUAAGAGAAGGAGAUAUGACAAAAGUAGACACAUUAGGAGCGUUUUGUGAUUUGUUAUACAACAGUCCCUAUUCAUCACAACUCAAACGAAAUCAAUACAAAGGUCUAGUUUAUCGUGGAUGUAAUUUGGAUCCGGAACAAGUCGAACAUUAUAAGCAAGCAAUUGGUAAAGGUGCAAAAGAAUGGCUAAAUUUUUCAUCCACAAGCAAGAAUCGGCAUUUAGCUGAAAUCUACGGUAACACAUUAUUUAUAAUUAAUAUUCCAUCCAAGUCACAACCCCUUGAUAUAUCAGCAGUAUCAUUUUUUCCCGAGGAAGAAGAAGUUCUUUUCCCGGCUUCGUCAUGUUUUGAAGUUGAAAAAGUGGAAUAUAAUUCGAAUGAACAAAAGCAUUAUAUUUAUGUACGUGCUUUGUACUGA